AUGCCAGAUGGCGACUUCAUGCAGGGUAUCUUGGAAUCACCGGUGGAUGCGGUCUGGUAUAUAUACCUCACUUACUGGGCGACGAUGUGGAACGCUACGAUGGUUCUCCCAGCCCCAUCCAAAACCCUCUUCGCUCUACUACUCAGCGUGUACGGCACUCUAUCCCUAACCCUCGCUCUACCACUCGACCAAGUCAACUUCGAUUCCUCCACUAUGCAAGCGGCUUCAACGACGAAAACGACAUUUGCCUGUCCUCUCCACGACAAAGUCGGUUGGGGACUCAAUCCUUCAUACCUAUCUCAAUCCGAGAUGACCACGAUGCCACCCAAUUCCCGCAGGAUAAGGCGAUCUCGGAGACGAGAGCAAGGUCAACUUGGGUUUAGGCGGGCUGAAGAAGACGGACUUGACAAAGCCGAAGAGGGAGGCAAGGAGGGCCAGAGGUGGUUAGUAGACUCGCUGGAGCACCCAUCAUCUAGUAACGCGGAGGAUUUGGACGUCGAUGAUUUGGUAUUUUGCCAUUACCCGAUCAACACUUCGGACCGGACGUCGUUUUGUGUUUAUUCUAAGACUUCGAGCACUAUGCACUAUAGUCGUAUCUUCCUCACCGCCGCCUACGCUGCAACCAACAUUGGCAUGGUGGGCCUCGGUCUUUCGAUAUUCCUCUCCUUCCACACCCUCCACGUCUUUUUCAAACUACCCCCAGAGGAUCGGAAGCGGAAGCUACCCUUUGUCCUCGCGACUAUGCUUAUUCUCGUCCUCUUAUGCUUUGGACUUGUGGCUGAGAGUAUCUACCUCGGAACGGCAAUGGUGGGACCCAACGCGCCCCCCGUUGAUCUCCUGGAAUUGCACAUUUGGGAAGUUCUACAACAACUACGUCCACUAGCCAGGAUAACCACUUUUUUCGAUGGUAUCAUUCCUUUGGUGGGCGAGGCGAUCUUGAUCUACCGAUGCUUUACGCUAUACACGCACAUUCCCUGGGUAGUGCUGCUUCCUGGAAUUUCGUACCUUGGCGCUUUACUCUGCUACAUCCUCCAAGUAGUCGAACGCUUCGGCCAUCGUAUAUUCCCAGAGCAAGCAUUAUACACCUUCAUCCUUUUCCCAGCGCUCGCAGUCGCCUCCAACGCCGCCAGCACACUCUUGAUCCUCGGUCGCCUAUGGUACAUGCGAUGGACGUUCCACAAGGCUUCGUUGAGUUCGCCGUAUACCCGGCAGUACACAGCGAUAUCGGCUGUUCUCGUUGAAUCCGCGCUACCGCUCUCAUUGGCGGGCAUCGUGGCUUGUGUGUUCGCGAGCUGGAGUAUCCCGCUUGAAAUGCAGACGGCAGCUAGUGUUCCUUGGGUUGCACCGCAGGACGUGUCGCUCGAGUUUCACCUCUCGAACCCAAUUGCGUUUGCUGUUUCGCGGCGGAGUGAGUCUGCGUCUUCGGACGAGGAAGCAAGUGGUGGUGGUACGGCUGUCAAUGAACGGAGGCUUCUCAGAGUUACUGGAGAUGGACUGGAAGAGAGUAGGGAAUCUGGAAAAGCUGCUGGUGAAAAGGCUGCUGAAGAACGGGUCUGA
Messenger RNA from Coprinopsis cinerea okayama7#130, 1557 nucleotides. RefSeq lists its product as hypothetical. NCBI's taxonomy places the organism in Eukaryota, Fungi, Basidiomycota, Agaricomycetes, Agaricales, Psathyrellaceae. The record is from RefSeq and is a predicted model, not a curated record. The coding region runs from base 1 to 1557 and encodes 518 amino acids. The transcript has 7 exons.